AUGCAGCCUCUUGUUCAUUUUGCAGGAAUCUUUCAGUGUCUUCUUCGUCAAGGUAUUCGUUGUCAUCUUGUUCAUUUCAUGGUGCCAAACAGGUCUGCAUGCCACGGGUUAUGCUCUUCUGCACCUUCUUCAUUUCGUGUAGCUUCGUUUUCCAGUUCUUCAAAUGUCUGCACAAGAAUACUAAAGUGCUCGAUCUGCUUAGCAGACUAUCAAGCAGAUGAGCGGCUUCAGAGAAUACCCCCUUGUGGUCACACCUUCCAUAUCGAUUGCAUUGACCACUGGUUUUCUAAGAACACUACUUGCCCUCUUUGCCGAGUAUCGCUCCUGACUGCCCCCAGAGCUGCCAGCGUCGCUCCAACCGAUCUGGAAACACAAGCCAUCGAAGAGGACUGCUCUUCAAAUGCGCAGCAUCAUGUGGGCCUUAGAGAUGAGCACACGCGACCGGAGGAUCAGGCAGUGGACGGCAGGAUCAGUGACGGCCCAUCACAGCAGACUAACGUGGAAGCAUCAGUUGUUGUAGUCAUCGCGACUCAAACAGCAGGGUCUCCAAGUUCUUGCCACUUGUCUGACGUGUAA
Molecule: messenger RNA, 576 nt
Organism: Triticum turgidum subsp. durum (durum wheat)
Lineage: Eukaryota; Viridiplantae; Streptophyta; Magnoliopsida; Poales; Poaceae
Source: the annotation of a GenBank genome assembly